This is a messenger RNA of Populus euphratica (Euphrates poplar), 738 nucleotides long. Its product is annotated as Thioredoxin superfamily protein. The transcript has 3 exons. The coding region runs from base 36 to 440 and encodes 134 amino acids. The record is from RefSeq and is a predicted model, not a curated record. Lineage: Eukaryota; Viridiplantae; Streptophyta; Magnoliopsida; Malpighiales; Salicaceae.
AUAACUCUGAACGGAAAAAAGAGCGGUGCAGGAAAAUGGAGGAUAAUACAAAGAAAGGUUUAGAUGGCACUGGAUUGGAAUUGCCAGUGAAUCUCCAUGGCAACCUCAAAAGUGCUUCUAGCGAUCAAAGCCACCUUCAAAUUCUUCACGAUAUCAAAUCUUCCAAUACCCCUGUGAUUGCAUCCUCUUCUCUGGCAGUUAUCAACUAUGGUGCUUCAUGGUGUCGCGUGUGCAGCCAGAUUCUUCCUGCGUUUUGCCAGCUGAGUAACAACUUCCCGAAGCUUUCUUUCGUAUAUGCGGAUAUUGAUGAAUGCCCGGAAACCACUCAGCAUAUUCGCUACACACCUACGUUUCAUUUUUACCGCGACGGGGAAAGGGUAGAUGAGAUGUUUGGUGCCGGAGAAGAGCGCUUGCACGAUCGCUUGUGGUUGCAUUCGUGAAAUAUGUAGUAGGAUUGUUUAUUAUCAAUUUGAUGUGCGCUGUAUUUUCUCACCUUUUCUGUUUAGUGUACUCGUUUCAAGCAUUGUAGACUUGUAUGUGAUGAUUGAAAUUAAAGGCUCGUCUUCAUAAAUAAAUAGAUGGAUAAAAUAAAGCAAUAUUUUGUAAAUGGAAACAAAUAAUAGCUUCAGAAUUGAUCAACCCAGAUAAAUGACACGUUGGAAAGUACAAAAAAAUGUAAUGAAAAUUGAUGAAUACGGUUAACGUCUAUUCCUUAAUAAAGGAAUAACUAGAAAAAAA